GGCUGGUCGGUUUGCCGAGAUCUCCCAUCUGGCCGCGCAGCCGAGCACUCUUCCCUUCCAAGCCAGCACGCACUGUCUCGGCGAUAGCACCAGCAGCAUCCAAAGCUCUCCUCCGAUCUCGUUUUCAUUAGCCGUUCGGUCACUUGAUCUGCUCUCAUCGCACACAGUCGACUCAACAUUGGAUCGCACCGACAAUAUCCUUCGUCUGCGCCGCCGCUGCCUCCGCCUUUGAUCCCAGCGCACAAGCUUCUUUUGGAGAAUUUUUUUUUGUCUGCUCCAUUCUUUGACCCAUCCGCUGUUGACUUUGUCGCCUCACAACCCAUCGUUCGACUUUUCAAUUGCUCCGAAUAUCCCUUGAUUGUCCCCCCACUGCCUCCACACACUCGAAACAUCACCACCAUGAUCAACAUCCAGGAAGAGCACACCCGCAGCGCCUCGAGCCCAACUACUACCCCUCCUCUGCCUCGCUCCAAUGGCGAGCAGCCGAAAGACUCAAAGCCCGCCGCGCCUCAGGCAUCGAUCGACAUCCCGCCCAACGAGCUUCCCCAGGGACACGACCCAAGAAUCGGCCUUGUCAACGGCAGCGUCUCGCUCCCGGUCGCCCAGCAGCAGCAGCAGCAGCAGCAUCACCAUCACCACCAUGGCUACCAUGAUAUUGUCUGUGCACAUCUAUACCAUCAUGGUUUCUCUCAGGGUCGCUAUCACGACCUUGUUUUGCGUUUCGAGUGUCCCCCCACCGACGAUCGGACUCUGGCGCUUGAUCGUGCGGCCCUGGCGGCUGCAAACUUCAAGCUCCACCGCAUUGUGGCCUCGAGGAGCCCCUUCCUUUCGGCACGUCUGGAAGCUUGCGAACAAGAAAGAUAUUCGCUUCCGCUGACAAUGACGGUUGAGCUGUCGGACCCCAACCUCACCGUCGAGGGCAUCACGAUCGCACUCGGGCAUCUCUACGCCGGAUAUGCCCAGAGCCAAAUGAUGGGCCACUCAUCUCGCAUGCUGCGGUCGCUCCUGUCGGCCACACAGCUGCUCCAACUGUGGGAUCUGCAGAACAUGGUGUGCGAGUGCAUCAAGAACGACAUGUCUCGAGAGACGGUGCUGGACUACUGUCGGUUUGUAAGCCAGCUGCCUGAUGGCACUGGAUAUGGCCUGGCCAACCAGAAGAUCCGCGACUUUGUCUACCGCUUCCUCACCAAGGGCAUCGUGCGAGAGCUGGUAGACGAGCUCAACUCUCCUAUCUGGGGCAACCGUGGCGGAGAAGGCUACAAGGGGCUUGUCCGGAUGUUCUCCAAUCUGCCCUUUGAGUGGCUCAAGAAGGUGGUCGAGAGCGAGCAUUUUGAAGUCCCCAGCGAUAUGGAGAGAUACACUUUUGCCAAGGACGUGAUCGGUCUGAGGUCCCAGCGACGCAAGGGAAGCGCAAGCGGACAUGCAGCAGGUGAAGAGAACGUGCUGUUGUCCUUUGGCAGCGGCAAGACCCGGGGCAGCGAGGUUACGAUCGUGCGGAAGGCGCAAAGCAAGAGCCGCCUGGCCGAGUCGGGACGAAGCAGCGUCGGGAGCCACAGCAACGGCGCCGAGCGCAAGGUGUGGAAGGCACAGGCUCUGUGAUGCCGCCCGCUGAUAGACCGCAACAGACGAUGGCGGGUCUGGGUUUGUUGAAUGAUGCCGGAAGGCCGGCAGGUCUGAAUCGAUGCGCGCUCGAGACGACUUGCAACUCGAAGGCUUGUGCUCUGGCUGGGAUUAGCGUCUGAGCCGGACGGCACCAAUACGACGGAACAAACGGCGUCGCAGGGACUUCGCGUCCUGGCAAUAGCCUCCGCCUGAGCACUGUCGCAGAUCCGUGGGGGCUCAUGGAUACCAUGGGCCAAUCCUGCUCCGAGGACAUUGAUGUAUCGUCCUGGAGGUGCCCUUUGGAUCGUGAAUAGACACGUUCACAGAGCCAUGCAGCACCGCCUCUAUCUAUCGACAUCGCGGAUACCGUCGAUGAUUCCUCCAGGUAUCCAGAGCAGCUUCAUCCACC
Messenger RNA from Polychytrium aggregatum, 2011 nucleotides. RefSeq lists its product as uncharacterized. The transcript has 3 exons. The coding region runs from base 400 to 1599 and encodes 399 amino acids. Lineage: Eukaryota; Fungi; Chytridiomycota; Chytridiomycetes; Polychytriales. The record is from RefSeq and is a predicted model, not a curated record.